Messenger RNA from Archocentrus centrarchus (flier cichlid), 375 nucleotides. RefSeq names its product urotensin-2-like. The record is from RefSeq and is a predicted model, not a curated record. Bases 1 to 375 code for a protein of 124 amino acids. NCBI's taxonomy places the organism in Eukaryota, Metazoa, Chordata, Actinopteri, Cichliformes, Cichlidae. Gene Ontology annotation, molecular function: hormone activity. Gene Ontology annotation, cellular component: extracellular region. The transcript has 4 exons. Gene Ontology annotation, biological process: blood vessel diameter maintenance; regulation of blood pressure.
AUGAAGUGUAACCAUCUUCUCUCCUGGGCCUUUGUGCUUGUGGCCUCGGGCCCACUGUUGGCCCACCCCAUUACAGAAUCUGCUGAGCUGCCAUAUCCAGGACCUGUAUCAGUGGAGGACCGAGGAAUCAGCAGCCUGGAUGAUCUGCCUCUCUCAGAGCAGGAUGGUACGGGUCUUAGAUAUUCCACCCUAAUAUCUGGCGAAAUCAACAGAGAUGGUGUCAGAACAACAGGUCUGCUUCCUAGAGGGAUCAAGAGAGAAGUCCUGUUGGAGAAACAAAGUCUCCUAAAUCCUUUCAGCCAUGCGCUGGGCAUUCGGAAACAGUUCAGGAAGAGAGGAGGGAAUUCGGAGUGUUUCUGGAAGUACUGUGUCUAA